AUGCAGAAUCUGACUGAAUUUCCAGGCAAUGCAACUUCCCACAAUAGCCUGGCUGUGAUCAUCAAGGUGUGUGUGGUUAUCCCCUUCUUCUGUGUCUUCCUCUGCUGUAUUGCUGUCAUGCUGCACAUCUUUGCAUCUCACAGGCAGUACCUGGACACCACACGCUACAUCCUGUUUGCCUACAUGCUGAUCAAUGACACUCUCCAGCUCUUGUCCUCUGUGCUGCUCUUUCUUUUUGUCAUGGGCCAGGUGAAAUUUGCCAUUGUCUUCUGUGUUCCUCUGCUGUUCAUUUCCACUGCCGCUUUCCAGAACACACCUUUAAUCCUGGCCACCAUGUCACUGGAGCGGUAUGUUGCCAUUUUCUAUCCCCUGCAGCGCCCGGUCGCCUGGCGCUCAGACCGUAUCUGGAUCAUUAUUCUGUCCCUUUGGCUCAUCAGCUGUAUUUCCUCUAUGAUUAACUACUCCGUCGGGGAAAGUGACCCUGCUGUGGAUAUUCUCUCUACCCCUUUCCUUUGCAAAACUACCGUUAUCAACUCAUCUCCAAUCCAGGCACUGUUCCGAGCCACUGUAAAUAUUCUCUUCUUUGCAGUGGUGGCUGUUGUCAUCCUCUUUACAUAUGUGAGAAUCCUGCUGGAAACCAGGAAGCUGAGGCAGGAUAAAGUGUCUGUGAGCAAAGCCAUGCACACUGUGCUACUACACAGCUUUCAGCUGCUGCUGUGCAUGUUGGCCUUCACUGUCCCCAUAACUGAAAGUCUCAUAGUGCUGCAUGCCAACUGGUUAAAAGAGGACAUCGCCUUUUUUAAUUAUUUCUGUUUCAUUCUUACUCCACGCUUUCUCAGCCCGCUCAUCUACGGCUUUAGAGAUCAGAGUCUCAGGGGCUGCAUCAGGAGAACAUUUCUCUGCUGCUCAGACAAAGUCAAACCCGUUGUGAGAUGCAAGCUGCAGGACAUCUUGUCUGCUUCUUAA
Sebastes umbrosus (honeycomb rockfish) is the source of this 966-nucleotide messenger RNA. RefSeq names its product odorant receptor 131-2-like. The coding region runs from base 1 to 966 and encodes 321 amino acids. Gene Ontology annotation, molecular function: G protein-coupled receptor activity. Gene Ontology annotation, cellular component: membrane. Lineage: Eukaryota; Metazoa; Chordata; Actinopteri; Perciformes; Sebastidae. The transcript has a single exon. The record is from RefSeq and is a predicted model, not a curated record. Gene Ontology annotation, biological process: G protein-coupled receptor signaling pathway.